Molecule: messenger RNA, 1638 nt
Organism: Lobosporangium transversale
Lineage: Eukaryota; Fungi; Mortierellomycota; Mortierellomycetes; Mortierellales; Mortierellaceae
Product: hemolysin-III related-domain-containing protein
Exons: 6
Coding region: 332-1459 (375 amino acids)
Cellular component (GO): membrane
Molecular function (GO): signaling receptor activity
Source: RefSeq, a predicted model, not a curated record
CUUUGUUCUGUCUCUGUCGGAUAUAUAUAUACUUCCUGUCCCUUAUCUUCAUCCUUUACUUUUGCUUUUCUUACUAUUCUUUUGUUGUUACUCAUUCCUGCCCCAUUUCAGAAUCUGGUGCAUUUCUCUUUCAUUCCUUUUUACGGCCAGAUUCCGACCGUUUGAAGCUGUGAGAGCCCAUCAUUUUUAUCUUCUCACUCAUUUAUGCCUCACAUUUCUUUGUCCCCCUCCCAGACCUGAUUCUGUUGCUGGAAGAAGAAGUAAAAGGGGUCAAAACGACAGGAAAGACAGCAAAGGUCAUUCCCUCGCCUGUUCUUUUGCCACCUCAAGGAUGACCACCCUAAUCACACCCAACAACUCCAUAAACCUCCAUCCACCACACGAUUAUCAUGAUAACCAUUAUAGGAAAACCGAUGUCACCCAGAGUGACAGCAGCAAAGACUCUGCGUUUGGGUCAGAGGAGACUGUAUCAGGGCCUGUCCAGAUUGCUGUAUUGACACCAGACGAGCAGAACUCCAACCGUUGCUCCGAAAAGGGGUCGUUACCUGACGGGGAAGCCCAGGACCAUAGCAAAGAGCUUGGAAGGAUCUGCACAUGGGCUGAUCUUCCUCAAUGGAUGCGGGACAAUCCAGCCAUUCUGACAGGAUACCGAAGAGCUACAUAUAGCUAUCAAAAGUGUGUUCGUUCACUUUGGUAUCUACACAACGAAACUGUCAACAUCUGGUCGCAUCUACUCGGAGCUGUGGCGUUUGUUAUUAUUGCGCCCCUCGCUUACUUCAAGGUGCUUGAGAUAGUGGAUACAGUCCGAUGGACAGAUAUCGUGGUCCAAUAUGCAUUCCUAGCUGGAGCCAUCGUCUGCCUCUCGCUGUCAGCCAGCUUUCAUACAUUCUGCUGCCAUUCGGAAAAAGUCUUCUCGCAAUGGGUUCGCUGUGAUUACUUGGGGAUUAUCUUCCUGAUUGUCGGAUCGUACUACCCAGCUCUAUACUACGGCUUCUAUUGCCAAAGCACACUGCAGAUUCUUUACAUUUCAAUAAUUUCGAUCUUAGGAGGAGCUACUAUCAUCGUGGUUAUGCAACCGCGGUUCCAAACACCUCAAUAUCGAUGGGUGCGUUCAGCUCUAUUCUUGGCAGUCGGACUUUCUGGCUUAUGCCCCAUCAUCCAUGGCAUUAUUCUCUAUGGGUUUGUGCUCGCUCAAAAGGCUGUCGCGCUCAACUACAUCUUCUGUAUGGGCGCAGCAUAUGUGGUCGGAGCACUCAUCUAUGGUAGCCGUACUCCAGAGCGUUUCUUUCCUGGAAAGUUUGAUAAUUUCAUGGCCUCGCACCAAAUCUUUCAUGUAUGUGUAUUGAUUGGUUGCACCAUCCACUUUCUAGGUAUGAUCAAAGCGAUGAAUUUUUGGCACACGAUAGAUCAUAGCUGCGCCAUUCCCCUGGAUCAAAUGCGCACCAUGUUCACCCAAUAGCACGGAUCUUUCCCAUGGCUGCACAUGUUACCUCUGCCCACAUUAUUAUUGACUUUUUUUCUUUGCCCUCAGCUGAGCUCUCAUGUUCCGGGUUUUGCCUGCAUGGCCCAAUCCUCCCAUGCCUGUACAUCUAUUCAUUAUAGAAAAAAAGAAUAUUUUUAUACCCUUUUAAAAUGAGA